AUGACGACAAAUACCAAACUAGUAUGCUUCACCAAUUGUCUUCUGGCACUUGAAGACGGUACCCUUGUCCCUCGGGAUCUUUGGAUAGAUUCCGAACUGGGUCUGAUUUUGGACGCACAGCACACUUUCUUUGCUGCACGGACUCGUCCGUCUCGCGUCGUUGACUUGCACGGAGCUAUUCUGGCUCCUGGUCUCCUCGAUAUCCAAAUCAAUGGUGCAUUUGGGUUUGACUUCAGUAUAUACAAUAAUAACGAAGGAAUUCCCGACACUCCCGAAGAGGAAAGUCGUGCGGAUAAAGAUUAUCUUGAUUCGUUAGUUCGGGUGGCGGAUCGUAUUACGGAAACUGGAGUGACCGGAUUGGUCCCGACCAUUGUUACGCAGCAAAGGGAAAUCUACCCCAAGCUACUGUCUCUGUUAGCCCCACAAGACACGCCUCACGGUGCGCAUUUGUUGGGUUGGCAUGCUGAAGGGCCUUUCUUGCAGCCUGCCAAAAGGGGCGCUCACACAUCAGCUUUUUUGCUCUCUGCACCAGACGGAAUUUCUUCCUUCGAAGCUGUGUACGGUUCCACGGCGCUUGAUAAACAUACCGGGGGAGUUCGCAUUAUUACGGCGGCGCCAGAGUUAGAAGGAGUACUUGGUAGCGUCGCACCGCUUGCGGAACGAGGCGUAGUUGUAUCGAUCGGUCACAGCAUUGCACCCACUCCAAUCGCGACUGCGGCUGUCGCACACGGUGCUCGUCUCAUCACUCACCUCUUCAAUGCGAUGCCACAACUACACCAUCGUGAUCCAUCCAUUAUUGGGCUACUAGGAUCCAGUCAAGCCGGAAAAGGAGACGCAGUUGGAGUCCCUCGACCAAGUCACGCAGCUUACGCUCCAGGGAAAGCUCCUCCCGAAUCCGUAUCAACUCUGGGUGGAAAGUCGCUGCUAAAGAAAAUUAGUACAGUGAAUCUGACAUCACCGACCAAGAGCGAACAAAAGCAUGAGGUGUCCGAAGCACUUCAAGAAUUAAUUACCCCACCCCAAACCCCCUUGGUCGCUCGCCAGCGGUUGGCCCAACGCCAUCGAUUCUCAUGGCCAAAGGUUGCGUCUUCACCGAUGCAAUGUCCAUGCUCGAUCCUCAUCUUCCGGAUGGUGUACAUGAAUGGAGGGACGGAAAAGGCUGGUCAAAUCAGGGAUAAGCUCUUUAUUGAGGCACUGACACACUCGCUGGAAGGCGAUGCUAUCAAAUGUGCAACUUAUAACCCAGCCAAGUGUCUUGGAAUUGAAGCUCGAAAAGGCACCCUGCGAGCUGGUGCUGAUGCAGAUCUCGUAGUGAUGACGGCUGAAGGAGAGAUUCUAAGUACUUGGCUCAGUACCAUUGGCCUCUCGCUCGUCUCAACUACAUCCUGCAAUUUUGUGCUGAAGCAUGCCCAUGAAAGGAGUAAAGGCUGGCCGUAUAUGCUAGACUACGUAGCGGUGGAUAUUCCAAGCGACCAAUGGACAGAUACACAGGAAGCCUGGUGGUUGGUAAUGGAAAGUACGACGUCUGGCCUUGUACACAUCACACACAUUCAAUUCUUAACACUGCUCUACCCCUCCGGUAUCGAAGCUCGCUUGAUCUUCUUACUCCUCGGACCUCUAGCAAUUGCUUCCAGUGGCAUGGUGUUUACAUCGAUGAACUCAGCGGCGGAAGUCCGCGAUCUUGGAGAUGCCGUCCGUAACGUUUGCAAUUCUGCGCUCUCGUUGCUUUUCACUGCAGCCCUCUUGGCUUGGGGAUUUGUCAUCCAUCGGACGCCUGCUUGGCGCACGGAUGGCGGAACAGCCGCUUUCGGAAUUGGAGCCAUCAUCCUCGCUGUUCUGUCGACCGUUUCCAAUUUCCUUCAGAUCUUCCUCAAUAGGCGGAUUCACUGGCUCCUAAGCCUCACAUGGGCGAUUGUCCUCUGGCAAAGUUUCUUGGGUUGGUGGUGGUGGGUUGGGAGUGGAGAGGGUGUCAACGAAGUUGAAGACAUGCUUGAGCGGGAGCGCCGUAGACGACGAAAGCGUGCCAAGAAGAGGAAGAAAGAAGCCCAAGCUGCUGCAUCAGGUGCCGACCCACAGCGUGGUAUCCUACGCACUUUUCGGCGUCGGGGAUCUCGAGCACCAGACGACAAUGAAGGAAGUGUGCCAGGAAGGGCAGGCACAUCAUCUGGACAGGACAACGCAUCUUCUCAUCCAGAUGGAUCAUCUCAUCCAGAAAAUACACUUUCUAAUCCCGAGACACAUUCCCACACUACUUCUUCCCACACAUCUACAGCACCAUCGGGUGCCUUGGGGAGGGCAUGGGCGAGCAUACGCCAUGCUCAUCGCCGUGCCACGACUGUCCAAGCUAUUGAACAAGUAGAACUUCGGAACACAACUCCUGGUUGGGGUCUGGGGAGCUUUGGUGUUAUGGAAGCGGAGAGGCGGCGCGCAGGGCGAGAGGUUGAGAGGCGCGAGGGUGAGCGGAGGCUUGUGGAUAGAGAUGAUGCUACCGGAAACGACACGGCUGAUGGGCGAGACGAUGAUACUGAGGGCGUUCGCUCCGGUGGCGAAUCGGACGCAGAGACCAGACCGGGAAGGACGGCUUAUCCACCUCUGGGCUGGACUCAACGUGACCUUGACCAACAAGAGGCCGCGCGGCGUUCAAGACGGAAUGAGAGGGAAAUGCGUAGGGAGGGGAGACAGCUGAGCGGGGACGAGGAAGGGGGUGGAGUGGGAGGGACUUGGGGGUUAUGCACCAACAUGACCGGGGACUACGGGACUAUAAGAGCCAACGCAACCUGUAUCAUAUUUGUGGAUUUCAACUUGAACCUUAUCCUCGAUAUUCCAAAUAAUCUGUUAAUUCACGAACUUGAAAGGCUGGGUUUGCAUCGAUAUGAUUCGCAUAAGGGGACUGUCGGAGACCUCAUGACCAGUGGCUACCAACUUACACCAGUACACCACUGCAAAAUCUAUAUCAUGGAAAAUAUCGAGGGCACCUUUCGCAUCGUCAACAUCAAGUACAAUAAAGCAAUUACAAUCCCGGCGUACCACCCCAGUACAGUCGUUGGGUGGCAGGCUCCCCACCAACCAAAUCAGCAGUGGUUUAUUCGGCGCGCUGGGGACAAAUAUCAUAUUGAAGAUAGUCUCUAUGGUCGUUACCUAGUUCCAGAUUAUACAGAUCGGGGUGCGAGAAUCAAUCUAGGACGUUACCCAGUUAAUUGGGAGAUAUUGUCUGUCGGCGAGAACAAAUAUGUUUUCAAAGUCGCUGGUCACGAUCUAGUACUUGAUUUGCACGGCUCCGAGGAUGGCGCUGAGAUAUUAAUUAAUCCCUUACACCGGGUAACUUUUGGAAGUGGGUUUUCUGGAAAUACGCCCGAAGUAUUUAGUGCAGCAUCAAAGGACGCGCUAAUAGCGCGUUUGACUGACCAGCUCGACGAACGGGAGAAUCAAAUCGCGGAGCAAGAGGAGCGAAUCGAGAAUCAAAUACAGGAGAUUCAAGAGCUGAAGCGCGAGGCCGAGACCAGGAACCAACAUCUGGAGGAGUUGAAUAUAGCAGUAAACAAACUCCUUAUUCGUUUAGCUGAAGGAAAUGCAAGCGCUCCGAUUACUCAACCCAGUUCCAACGAUCAUAUCGAAAGUGAAGGCGACAACAUGCUUAGCCUCGAACCCGGCACCUACCGUAUCAUCAAUAUUGCCCGUAAGAAAGCAUUACGUGUUCCGGACGAAAGCACCAAUACUAUCACGAGCUGGCAGGUUCAGGAUGAACCAAACCAAAAGUGGUUUAUUCAACGUGCCGGUAACGGUUACAGAUUCAAGAACUGUGGACACGGGAAAUAUUUGUCAGUCCACAAUACACAAUGCAACUCGCAAGUGUAUCACGGUUCACCUACGACGUGGAAGAUUAUUCCACGAACGUCUAGUGGUUAUUUGAUUCAACUCGAAGCUGUCGAUCGCGUGCUUGACCUGCACGAUCGCGGAGAGGUUUACAUUUGGCCGGCAAACGAUGUUGAGCCUCAGAAAGUAUGGGACUUUGAGCGAUUGGGAUGCGAGACGGGUGAUGAGUCGAAGGAAACAGAGGGGAUAAUACCUUCUGGACAACCAGAAGGCGAUGAUUCCACUUCGAGAGAUGAGAGCGUCACCAAGAAGCCUCUUCCAGCGCUCGAUCCUAUCGCCAUCCGAGACAUUCAAAUCGCUCAACAAGCUAGGAGGAUCCAAUUGUUGGAAGCACAGCUUUCGCAAAGGGAUCAAGAAAUUGAGCGACUGCACGAUGAGGUCGCCGUGCUGAAGUCUCAGGAGUCAAGUCAGGUAUCGGCUCUCCAUGAGCGAACGAUGGAAUUAGAAAAACUCGUUGAGAAACUAUUUGAACAGGAAUCAAAAAGACCAAACAACGCCGCUUAG
This is a messenger RNA of Rhizoctonia solani, 4377 nucleotides long. RefSeq names its product carbohydrate esterase family 9 protein. The record is from RefSeq and is a predicted model, not a curated record. Gene Ontology annotation, biological process: N-acetylglucosamine catabolic process. The coding region runs from base 1 to 4377 and encodes 1458 amino acids. Lineage: Eukaryota; Fungi; Basidiomycota; Agaricomycetes; Cantharellales; Ceratobasidiaceae. The transcript is spliced from 27 exons. Gene Ontology annotation, molecular function: N-acetylglucosamine-6-phosphate deacetylase activity.